Messenger RNA from Meyerozyma guilliermondii ATCC 6260, 732 nucleotides. RefSeq names its product flavin-linked sulfhydryl oxidase. The record is from RefSeq and is a predicted model, not a curated record. Gene Ontology annotation, molecular function: flavin-dependent sulfhydryl oxidase activity; flavin adenine dinucleotide binding. Bases 1 to 732 code for a protein of 243 amino acids. Lineage: Eukaryota; Fungi; Ascomycota; Pichiomycetes; Serinales; Debaryomycetaceae. The transcript has a single exon. Gene Ontology annotation, cellular component: mitochondrion.
AUGGGCUUUACACGGAAACCAUUGACCAGCGCCUUUGCGCUCCUCACGAUCAUAGGCGUGGUUCUCUUUAUGACCAGCUCGUCUCCGGAGUCAUCUUUAGGAGCCGCAGUGCCCAUAAAUUUACAAAAAUAUGGACUCUCUCAGCCUAUUUUGGAAGACAAAUCUCCACAAAAAGUGGCCCAUUUCAACACCGCCCAAGAGUUGGAAGUCACAGAUACUAGUGACGUCAGCACAGGAGAAAAGGAGGGAGUUUCCAUGCAAGAAAGUGACGAAACCCCGGAAUUAACCGACACUCCAUUCAUGCCUAAAAUGGCAAAUGAAACCUUAAAAGCUCAGUUGGGAAACGCUGCUUGGAAACUCUUUCACACCAUUUUAGCGAGGUACCCCGAGAAGCCGUCUCUGAGAGAACAGGCUACUUUGGGUCAGUAUUUAUACUCUUUCUCCCAAGUAUAUCCAUGUGGAGAUUGUGCUCGUCACUUUCAGGAACUUUUAACCAAGUAUCCUCCCCAGGUGAAAAGCAGGAAAACAGCAGCACUUUGGGGAUGCCAUAUGCACAACAAAGUCAACGAAAGAUUGGGAAAAGAUGAGUAUGAUUGUACUACAAUUUUGACCGAUUAUGAUUGUGGAUGUGGAGGAGACGAGAAAGAACAAGACGAGACAUUGGGUGGAAGCAUGGACGAUCUUCGAAGCAUCAAGGUGGAUGAGGUUGGAGCAGAGAAAGAGUUGGGUUGA